UACAUGGUUUUGUCUAUACAAUGUAGCUGCAAAAAACAGUGAUUUAAUUUCCGAUUUUUCACAUUACCAAAAUGAAUAAAGGGAAAAUAACUUUCGGAAAAAUCCAACUGAAGACUCCUGCAACCGAAAAUAAUGAACUCACGGCUUCAGGUUCCGGGUUUGGGUCUUUCGGUCGGAUCGAACCGCAGAAAACUGCAGUAUCUUCAUCAAAUGCCGCUUCCGACGUGGAGAAACUUUCUGCCGAUUUGGAAAACAGCCGUAUGCAAGAACUAAUGGGGAUUUCCGGUUUUGGUCGUAAGGCAAAGCAAUUCGAUAUCAAUGAAAUGAUUCAGAAAGCGAAGCAAAAUGCUCCGAAAGCUGAAGUGGAUCAAAACGCUAUUCCCGGUCCUUCUGGAGAUACAUCUGAAGCAGACGAAGAUAGCGAAACAGAAGCUAUUGGACCAAUGCCUUCACUGAUAUCCUCGGCUGAAAGCAGCAACAACACCAAAUCUAAGAAAGAACUCAAACAACAUUCUGCUGAAAAUAGUGAUGACAGCGACGACGAUGACGAGGACGAUUUCGACGAGGAUGCUCCAAUCAACAAAAUUCCAAAUUCACAUGAAGUUGAGAUGCGACACGGUUCUAAGGCCGUCAUUUCUCUGGCUGCUGACGCUUCGGGAGUGCGACUGGCUACCGGAUCGGUCGAUUACAAUUUGAACUUUUGGGAUUUCUCCGGCAUGGACAAAUCAAUGAAAAGUUUCAGAACCCUUCAGCCAUGUGAAAACCAUCCGAUUCGAGAUUUAUCUUACUCCAGCACGGGUGAUAUGAUUCUGGUUGUUUCUGGCAGUUCACAAGCUAAGGUUUUGGACCGUGAUGGAUUCGAGAAAAUGGAAUGUGUCAAAGGCGAUCAGUACAUAACAGACAUGUCCCGAACGAAGGGACACGUUGCCGGUUUGACCGGUGGUAGUUGGAAUUUUAUUAGAAAAGAUGAAUUCUUAACUAGCGCAAUGGAUUCCACUCUAAGGACAUGGGUUUUUGCGAAAUGCAAGGAACAAAAGAAUGUUAUUAAAACUAGAGCCCAAGGCGGCCUGAAGACGAUUCCGACAUGCUGCGCCUACAACCGUGACGCAACUUUAAUAGCAGCUGGCUGUAGUGAUGGUUCAAUACAGACAUGGGACACCAGAAGGAUGUUCGUGAGCACAACUCAUUGUGUUCGAGAUGCCCAUACUAAAGGUAGCGACAUUUCUUCAGUUUUAUUUUCAUAUGCUGGCCAAACACUCGCUACAAGAUCCACUGAUGAAACCCUCAAACUAUGGGAUAUGAGAUUAUUUAAAAAACCUCUUCACGUAUUUGAGAACCUCUUCUCUCGUUACGAUACAACUGACUGUUGUUUCAGCCCGGAUGAUACGAUGGUCCUUACAGGAGAAUCACUCCCGAAGGGACAAAAACUAUCCAAUCUGUACUUCUUUGACACAAAAACAUUUGAAACUGUUUGUACUAUUCCCAUCACGGACUCGCAUAUUAUUCGAACCCACUGGCAUCCAAAAUUGAAUCAGAUUUUCAUUGGAUGCGGCAACGGCAUCAUUCGUGGUCUGUAUGACGAAAAACGAAGUAUGAGAGGAGCUAAAUUGUGCGUAGUUCGGACAUACCGCAAGAAGAAGGACGUGGAAAUGGUUGGAGGAGCUCAGGUCAUCACACCGCAUGCGCUCCCUAUGUUCCGACAGGAAAAAACUCGCUCCCACAGAAAGAAACUGGAAAAGGAUCGUAUGGAUCCGGUCAAAUCCAAACGUCCAGAUUUACCCAUCACGAGCGGCCAGGGAGGACGUGUCGCCAGCUCUGGAGGAACACUUUCAUCGUACGUUAUCCGAAAUUUGGGUCUCAGCAAACGAGUUGAAGAUGAUCAAGAUCCUCGUGAGGCCAUUUUGAAGUAUGCUAAAGAAGCAGCCGAGAAUCCGUACUGGAUUGCUCCAGCAUACACCAAAACGCAACCAAAACCCAUCUUCAACAACGAAGAUGAACCAGACAGUAAGAAACCUAAAACAGAGUAACUUAGUUUCUGUGAAUAAAAUGUGUACUCAUCUGUAUGUUGUGACGUUCAAA
Messenger RNA from Malaya genurostris, 2079 nucleotides. RefSeq names its product gastrulation defective protein 1 homolog. Gene Ontology annotation, cellular component: nucleus; site of double-strand break. Gene Ontology annotation, molecular function: protein binding. The transcript is spliced from 2 exons. NCBI's taxonomy places the organism in Eukaryota, Metazoa, Arthropoda, Insecta, Diptera, Culicidae. The record is from RefSeq and is a predicted model, not a curated record. The coding region runs from base 72 to 2027 and encodes 651 amino acids. Gene Ontology annotation, biological process: regulation of DNA double-strand break processing.